AUGCAGCAUACCACAACAACAAAACCUUCGAAAGCCGAAGUUAAUCUUAGAAGGCUGUUAACGGUUUGUGAAAAACAAGCAUCAGAAGAAAAUGGUUUAAUACAUGGGCCUGAAAAAAUGAAAUAUGUAUCGAAUAUAAAUUAUCUUCGAAAGUUAUUGGAAAAGGUUGAAAAAGAAGCAGAAAAUCAAGUUGAUAAGACAGCAAUAAGUGAUUAUUCUCAGAAAAUCAAACUAUUAUCUGACAUCUUAUCACCAAUAACUCGUAAUUAUUCACAAGCAAGAUUCAUUAAACAUGCUUAUCAAACUCAGGAAGAAAAAAACAAGGAAAAUCUAUUAGAACUGACAAUGGUUAGAAAUGCAGAAAAGAUCGAAAGAGAAGAACUGCUACAGAUUUUUGUUUUUAAAAGACCAGGAAUUUUUGAUCAUGAAGAUACCACAAAUAUAGAAUCUGUUUUACAACAUCAUCAUAAAACACAAGAGGAACUAACUAAUGAUUUAAUUAAGAUGGCAGAAAGAUUGAAGAUAAAUUCAGUAACAUUUUCUAAUAUAUUAACAAAAGAUGAAAAGAUUUUAAAUGAAGUGCAAGGUGUUCUUGGAAGUAAUUUAGAUAGAUUAAAAAGAGAAGGUCUUCGUCUUGGAAAAUAUGCUACACAGACCACCUUACCAUACAAGUGGAAACAAACAUUACAAGAUGUUGAUGUUACUGUUCCAGUUCCAAAAGGAACAAGAGCACGUGAUCUAAAUGUUGAAUUAAAGAAAAAGAAUCUAGUUGGUGAAUUAUGUAAAGAAAUUAAAGUGGAUGAAUGUACAUGGACAAUUGAGGAUCAAAAGGAAAUCUAUAUUCAUUUAGAAAAACUUAAUAAACAAGAAUGGUGGAAAAAUGUAAUCACUACUCAUCCAGCUAUUGAUACAACAAAAAUUCAACCAGAAAAUUCCAGUUUAAGUGAUUUAGAUGGUGAAACUCGUGCAAUGGUAGAAAAAAUGAUGUUUGAUCAACAACAAAAAAAAAUGGGUAAAAAGACAUCUGAAGAAUUACAAAAAGAAGAAAUUUUUAAGAAGUUUGCUGAACAACAUCCUGAACUUGAUCUAUCAAAAGCCAAAAUUUCUUAA
Molecule: messenger RNA, 1110 nt
Organism: Entrophospora candida
Lineage: Eukaryota; Fungi; Glomeromycota; Glomeromycetes; Entrophosporales; Entrophosporaceae
Source: the annotation of a GenBank genome assembly